AAUUAGGAAAAAGUAAACUAAAGAUUUUUGUACUCAACAACGUAAUUACGUAGUAGUUCAUGCAACGCAACGUGUCCCUGUUCCGUGGACUGGGAAGCCCCUAGCGCUGAGCUGCCAACGCCCGGCGUAAAGACCCAAAUAGAGGAUACGAUCUUGAAUGAAUAGAAAAGACUAUCAAACACAGCUAUGCAGACCAUCAAGUGUGUUGUAGUUGGUGACGGUGCUGUGGGUAAAACCUGCCUGCUCAUCUCUUACACCACAAACAAGUUUCCCUCUGAAUAUGUACCUACGGUGUUUGAUAACUAUGCUGUUACUGUAAUGAUUGGAGGUGAACCCUACACUCUGGGCUUGUUUGAUACAGCAGGUCAGGAAGACUACGACAGGUUACGACCUCUGAGUUAUCCUCAGACAGACGUCUUCCUCGUCUGUUUCUCCGUCGUGUCCCCCUCCUCCUUUGAAAAUGUUAAAGAGAAGUGGGUUCCAGAGAUCACCCAUCACUGUCCAAAGACCCCCUUCCUCCUAGUUGGGACGCAGAUUGACUUGCGGGAUGAUCCCUCAACUAUAGAGAAGCUGGCAAAGAACAAGCAGAAGCCCAUCACUCCAGAGACGGCCGAGAAGCUGGCCAGAGACCUCAAGGCUGUGAAAUAUGUGGAAUGCUCAGCCCUCACACAGAAAGGCCUAAAGAAUGUGUUUGAUGAGGCGAUAUUGGCUGCACUGGAGCCCCCAGAGCCCAAGAAGAAACGGAAAUGUGUGCUGCUAUGAGAGGCUCCUACACACACACACACACACACACACACACACCACCAUACAACACAUCCUUAAAUGCACACACCCACACACACACAUAAAUAGCCACCUCCCCUGCUCCCGUUACUCCUCCCCUUGCUCAGCCUGAUUGACAGCACUGGUCAACAGUUUCACAUAAUUCUCUGCAAUAAUACGACACUUCACCCCCAGGUCUGCGUGUGAGACAGAGGAGGAGCUUGAUCUGGUCGCCUCAGACAGAGAUCCACACACACACACACACACGAGUAGAACUCUAAUCUUACAUUCAUCCUCAGUGUCGCGGCCUCAUCAGCGUCUCUUCGUCCUCUGCACUCACACAUAUGUGUCGCUGUAACACGUGGGGGGGGGCGUGUCUGUCAUGGCUGAGUAGCAAGAGUUGCUAAAUGCUGCUAAAGCAAUGGCAACACAUUGUCCAGCGUUGUUGGAUGAACAGUGGGGAGAAGAGCGUCCAGAGCUUUUAAUCAUUGUUUAACAUGACGUGAACAUUCCUCAACGCAGCACAGCCACUGAAUACAUAUGUAUAAGCCCCUCCCAGCCUUCUCAUUCAUGGCUACUCAUGCUGUUGCCCCACCCCCCCAUUUCCUACGAUCGUCAUCAGCCCUACCAGAAGAAUUGCAAAUAGAGUAGUUUUAUUUUCCUCUCCUGAAACACACGACACGUCUGAGAUAUUUAUUACUCUUCAGUCUGAUAGGACAGGUGAAUAUGGCCAUGUAGCAGCCAGUCCUGUGCAGAGCUGCAGUGCAUUUGGAGUGUGGCGAUCACUUGAAGAGCUCAAGCAUCUAGUAGUCAUGGAUCCACAGGAACUGGCCUUUUAGAUGCAGGGAAUAUAAACAGUGUUAGUGGAGCGAGUGGUGUGUCAGGGACCAAGGGAGAAAAAAGAAAAGGUCCGAUUUAUACGCCAUUGCAUGACACUUAUAAAUAUAUUGAUCUGAUCCAAAGGAACAUAAAUGUUCACUGAACACAGACUGUGUUCUUUACAGCUUACAUGUUCUCAAAUGAUUCUAUCAGACUGAUAUUGUUAUUCGUCAAAGUCAUUACAUCUGUGGGAUGUUUUCACAUGGAGACGACUGAAACCGCGUUAGGUUUUGUCGAGCAGUUACAAAAGUGUCAAAUGACGGAGUAUAAAUCAGACUGAGGAGCAGGACACUGUUGGACACAGUCAUCUGAUUUCCAGGUCAGUCUGGUGUGUGUGUGUGUGCAGUCUGCAGGACUGUGUCCGCCGUGCUGCAUGGAGCUCAACCCUGGUCUCUGCUCUCAAUGAUCAUUAUAAUGUAAGCUGGCACACAAUGUUGAUGUAGGCUCCAGGUGUUUUUACCAAAAUCUUUUUUUUCUUUAUUAUUUCUGUUUGUGCUGUAUGUACACAUAUAUAUAUAUAUAUAUAUAUUUAUAUAUAUAUAUAUAUGUACAUACAGAUGUGUAUAUAUGUAUAUAUAUCUAUAUAUGUACAUGCAUGUACAUAUAUGUAUAUGUGUACAUAUAUACACAUAUGUGUACAUAUAUAUUUAUAUAUGUACAUACAGAUGUGUAUAUAUAUACAUGCAUGUACAUAUAUGUACAUGUAUACAUAUAUGUAUAUAUGUACGUAUGUGUAUAUAUGUAUGUAUACAUACAUAUACGUAUGUAUACAUACGUAUAUGUAUGUAUACAUACAUAUACGUAUGUAUACAUACGUAUAUGUAUGUAUACAUACGUAUAUAUAAAUAAAUAUAAAUAUAUGAAAUAAAGGUUACUUUCACAUGUAGCGGUGGGAACUCAUCUGAACUCUUCAGCUGCCAGUUUAUACAAAGAAAACCUGUGAUUGGUUCAGAGUUGAAUGAAAACCUCCAGUGACAGAGAUGCUGUUUGGUAAAGAUCAUUUGUUUUUGGUUGGUUGUUGUUUUUCUUUAUUGGUGGUCCAGAGUUGAGUUGACAUCCAGCCAAAGUCAAUAUUAUUAUCAUUAUUAUUAUUAUUAUUAUUGUUGUUAUUAUUAUUAUUAUUAUUAUUAUUAUAACCUGUUGUUGUUUUUUGGUGCAAAACCAAAUACUUUGUCUGAAGUCUUUGUUCUUUGUAUAUGCAUUCUUUUCAAAAAUAUUAAACUUAUACCUUUAUUGCCUUUA
Messenger RNA from Solea solea (common sole), 2883 nucleotides. RefSeq names its product cell division control protein 42 homolog. The transcript is spliced from 6 exons. The record is from RefSeq and is a predicted model, not a curated record. NCBI's taxonomy places the organism in Eukaryota, Metazoa, Chordata, Actinopteri, Pleuronectiformes, Soleidae. Gene Ontology annotation, biological process: modification of synaptic structure; small GTPase-mediated signal transduction. Gene Ontology annotation, cellular component: dendritic spine. Bases 187 to 762 code for a protein of 191 amino acids. Gene Ontology annotation, molecular function: GTP binding; GTPase activity.